AUGAGCUGCGAUCAAUCUCAAACGCAGUCCCAUACGUUAGCAUCGUCCCAUAUUGUCCAUACGAACACUGAAAAGCUCAGUGAGGAUCGAUCAGUUUAUGAUCUAGGAUGGAACGAGAAACUUGACCACGACGCUGAGCCCUGGAUCCGUGGCACACAUAAUGAAGACAUUUGGGUACUUGUGCGACGGCUCAAUAAGUCACUAUACGAAGUGAGGAGCGCAGGAGAAAUCCCUUAUGGCGGCCUGGACCUCACUGUUGCGGAGGGUUUGGAGAACACUCCGAACAAACUUCGUAGUGAAAUGGAAAGGCUCUACAUGGGACUGGUUCUUGGGCUUUUCUCCUUUGCAAAGACUAUAGCACGGCUUCGCUCAUGGCGCGAACCACGAAGGACAGGUGCAUUCUGCAUUGCUUAUUUCAUUGCAUGGCUCCUGGAUUACCUAAAUUUGCUCUUCGUGGUUGCAGUCAUUGCCUUGAUUUUGUCACCCAGAGCUCGCACGAUCCUCUUUCCGCCCGCACCACUCGCCAUGGUCGACAUUCGUGACGGUAGUAUCGCGAAGCCUAUGGGCGGCACACUCGGGUCAACAGACGCUGCAACUGGUGCUCCUCAGAACCUCAAGGGCGAGUCUGUUGAGAACGAAGCCAGCAAUUUCAUUACGAGUGUCUCAGCCAUCGCCACUAACUUACUGACUGGCAAAGACCCGCAUGGCGCCCCAAACGAAUUUGAUGGAUCGAGCGAACAAGGUUUUAAACCUCAAUUUGACGUAACAACCAUGGCCGUUGUCAAGGACAAAGCCGAGGGGAUGGAUAGACCAUCUCAAGAUAAGACCAAGGCACCGAUGGAGGAGAAAGUAUGGGAGCAAAUGACUCCAUUACUGCACAUGAUUAUACUGAUCUCUGAUUUCUGGGAACGCUUAUCAAAUAUUCUGGUUCCUACACCUCCUUUCGACCAGCGACACCAUCAAAGGCGAUUAGCUGCUUACAUUUUACCCUUGGCUGCUGCAUCAAUCUUUCUAUCUCGGGACACAGUCAUCAGAUGCACGAGUUUGGCUUUUGGUGUUGCAAUAUUUGGCGAUCCUCUACUUACCUGGUGCUACCACUAUUCGAACACUCACCGGUGGACCGAGUCUAUCCAUAUCAACAACACACUCUUCAAAGGAGUACCGACGAACAAUCAGCUGGCCCUAACGCUUCUCCGGGUUGGUGAGGCAAACAGAGCUCCCAUUCCCCCACCAGAACAUAUGAGGCAUGCCCCUCCGGACAAACCUAUAGACAUUGACGAUGAUGUCAUCUCUGCAUCCAUGGGUGAUAAGCCUUUGGGUGCAUCACAAGGCCAACUCGAGAAUGUUGCUGAGCGGGACGCGGAAAUGGCAGAUCAUGCUGGUGGUAAAGAUACAGAAGUACAGCAAGUUGUCGGACACGGAAGCAAACGCGAAAAGAUGUUUGGCCUCUUGAAAGGUGGUGCCAAGGAGGUGGCCAAAGCAACCAGCACUGUUGACAAAAUAAGAGCCAAGGCCGGCUCCAAGAAUGCAAAGACGCGUGUCGGUGCUUUGCCAUCAUCUAAGGAUGAGGAGCAAACUAUCGGACCUGUGGAAUUCAGCGCCCGCUAUGAAGGGGCAAAGGGCUUUGUCUAUGUCAACGCGGCUGCUGGGUUUGUGAUGUUCAAUAAGAAUUCCAUCACCGAGGAUAAUCCCAACACAGUUUGGACUAUCAAUAUCGACAGCAUCACCCAACUCAGGAAGCACUCCGGCUAUGGCAUGAAGGCCAAACUCGCUUCAGGUUGGGCAGUGGAUGGACAGAUCUACGACAGUUUGAGGAUUGUUGAUCGAGAGGGAAACCAUUUUGUUGUGACUGCUCUUCCCUACAGGGAUGCACUAUUCAACCGACUAUGUGCCAUUGGCAAGCACACAAAGUGGGAGGUUUGGUAG
This is a messenger RNA of Colletotrichum graminicola M1.001, 1926 nucleotides long. RefSeq lists its product as uncharacterized. NCBI's taxonomy places the organism in Eukaryota, Fungi, Ascomycota, Sordariomycetes, Glomerellales, Glomerellaceae. The coding region runs from base 1 to 1926 and encodes 641 amino acids. The transcript is spliced from 6 exons. The record is from RefSeq and is a predicted model, not a curated record.